This is a messenger RNA of Rana temporaria (common frog), 2315 nucleotides long. RefSeq names its product catalase. Gene Ontology annotation, biological process: response to hydrogen peroxide; hydrogen peroxide catabolic process. The record is from RefSeq and is a predicted model, not a curated record. The transcript is spliced from 13 exons. Gene Ontology annotation, molecular function: heme binding; catalase activity. Gene Ontology annotation, cellular component: mitochondrion; cytoplasm; peroxisome. NCBI's taxonomy places the organism in Eukaryota, Metazoa, Chordata, Amphibia, Anura, Ranidae. The coding region runs from base 123 to 1709 and encodes 528 amino acids.
CCACUCUCCUCCUUAACCACCCUGUCCUAUCAGCGGCUGGCUCCUCGGGAGUGGGCGGGACCCGUGGCUUUGCAUUAUAAGUGUGUGCGGAGGGCAGAGUGUGCGCUGUAGGGGCAAUCAUCAUGGCGGAUAAGAGGGAGAAGAGUGCGGAUCAGAUGAAGCUGUGGAAGGAGAGUCGGGGCAACCAGAAACCCGACGUCCUCACAACUGGUGGUGGUAAUCCCGUGGCUGAUAAAUUGAACCUUCUGACUAUUGGACCUCGAGGGCCCCUACUGGUGCAGGAUGUGGUGUUUACAGAUGAGAUGGCACACUUUGACCGGGAGAGGAUCCCUGAAAGGGUGGUGCAUGCUAAAGGAGCAGGGGCCUUUGGCUAUUUGGAGGUGACCCAUGACAUCACAAGAUAUUCCAAGGCUAAAGUGUUUGAGUACAUUGGAAAGAGAACUCCGAUUGCUGCGCGAUUCUCCACCGUUGCUGGAGAGUCGGGCUCCGCUGACACUGUGCGCGAUCCACGAGGAUUUGCAUUGAAGUUUUACACCGAGGAUGGGAACUGGGAUCUGACUGGCAAUAACACCCCCAUUUUCUUUGUCCGUGAUGCCAUGUUGUUCCCGUCAUUCAUCCAUUCUCAGAAGAGGAACCCCCAGACCCACAUGAAGGAUCCGGAUAUGGUCUGGGAUUUCUGGGCCCUGCGCCCGGAGUCUCUCCACCAGGUCUCCUUCCUGUUUUCGGACCGUGGUAUCCCAGAUGGCCACAGGCACAUGAAUGGUUACGGCUCGCACACUUUCAAAAUGGUUAAUGCCAAGGAUGAGCCGAUCUACUGCAAGUUCCACUUCAAGACUGAUCAGGGCAUCAGGAAUCUGACGUUGGAGGAAGCCAAUCGAUUGUCUGCUGAAGAUCCUGAUUACGGAAUCCAUGAUCUGUAUGAAGCCAUUGCCAAUGGGAACUAUCCUUCCUGGUCCUUCUACAUCCAGGUCAUGACCUUCGAGCAAGCAGAGAGAUACCCAUUCAAUCCUUUUGACUUAACUAAGAUCUGGCCACACAAGGACUAUCCUCUCAUCCCCGUGGGAAAGUUGGUCCUGAACCGCAACCCGACCAACUACUUUGCGGAAGUGGAACAAAUUGCCUUCGAUCCAAGCAACAUGCCUCCCGGAAUCGAGCCGAGCCCGGAUAAAAUGCUGCAGGGUCGCCUGUUCUCCUACCCGGAUACACACAGACACCGAUUGGGGGCCAACUACCUCCAGUUACCUGUGAACUGCCCUUACAAAGCACGAGUGGGCAACUACCAACGCGACGGCCCAAUGUGCUUCACUGAUAACCAAGGGGGAGCUCCCAAUUAUUUCCCCAACAGCUUCUCCGCCCCGCAGAACCAGCCUGCAGCCAGGGAGAGCAAAUUCCGGGUGUCGGCAGAUGUUGCCCGCUACAACAGCUCUGAUGAGGACAACGUCUCCCAGGUCCGGGACUUUUACACCAAAGUGCUGAGUGAAGAAGAGCGCAAGAGGCUCUGUGAGAACAUCGCCGGUCACCUGAAGGAUGCCCAACUCUUCAUCCAGAAAAGAGCUGUGAAGAAUUUCACCGACGUUCACCCCGAUUACGGCAACCGUAUCCAGGCUCUGCUUGACAAGUACAACGCUGAAGGACACCAUAAGAGAGUGAUCAAGACCUACACUCAGCAUUCUGCGCAUGUGACCGCAAAUGACAAGGCCAACCUGUAACGGUCCUCAUCCUCCGUCUUCUCCUCAAUGAUCCGUCCACUAAUUGUUUUUUUUUUUUCUAAUUAUAAUACUUUAAGUCCUAAAUGAUUGUUUUAAAAACAGAGCUACAGAAUUCCAAAAAUCUUUCUGGUGAAAUCGCUAGACUUUUAUACUUUUGGCCUCAGGAACAUCCUGCACUUUUGUAUUCCUGGCUGAUUCAAUAAUCGCACAAAGGCACAUAUAAACCGAAUGAUACUGGAAAAAAAUAAUAAUAAUAAGCUAUGUUGCAUAUGUAUAAUACUAACUUUCUGUCCAAACAUUUCCAAUAGCUGACAAUAACCUCUUACUCUGUGCCUUCAAAUGACAGAUUCAGCUGAUUGCAGUAAAGGUGAUGCAAAUAAUCGCACGGCUCCUACAUUACACUGUGAAUGUUGUGGGAGUAGCCGACUAUCCGGUGGCUAACAAAUGUAGUUUAUUAAGCCUACGACUAACUCUAGACUAGAUUCUAGCAACAAAUCUGCUGCAUAGUCUACCUGGUUUCUCGUUGUUGGGAGCCAGCUGGCAGCAUGCUGCAAAUGUGAACUAAUUAAGUAAUCAUUUUGUACAAUAAACCUACCUGCAGCUAAU